GGACGGCAAAACCCCUUUGGAGAUGGUGAAGCAUGAGAUGAAGGCGGUGGAGCGACCUCGGCUCGGGGAGACCUCAACGGAGAGGGCCAAACGAGAAAGCGAGAAGAGGAUGGCAGAGGCGUGCAUGCUUCGCCUGAUGACUGUUGAGCGUGGAGGAGCCACUCCCACCGCGGCCGCUCGAGCGGCGGCGGGUGCCUCUAGCGCACGUGCAGGCGCUGGCUCUUCAGGCAGCACCAAGGUGUGCAACACCUACGUCGUGGUGAAGUACUGCAGCAACACCGAGCUGGAUGGGGAGUACUUGCUGCAGCCGGAGAAGGCAAACGGCAAGGAUCUCUACCGCAAGGUGUCGCCCGGGCCGGGCGCGGCGCCUUUGCAUAUCUACUACCACAAGAAUCCCAAGAGAGGCUGGUCCAUCGGGUCUGACCCAGAGAGCCUUGAGGAUCCCGGGGCAUACCUGGGCCCCUCCGCUGCUAGCGAUCCUUGCUCCAAGCUGUAUGCACAAACCUGGCAGGUUCUCACCAAGAUGCGCUUCGCUUCGGCUGGGUCGACGUAUUGGGCCCCCAACUACGCCUUGAGCCUGAAGCGGAUCCAGCGUGCGGAGUGAGGGAUCCGACGGGUCCGCGGGCAGUGCGUGGCUGCUGUUCGCCCGAAAAGUCACACGGCGGUGGCUCAAACGGAU
Effrenium voratum is the source of this 679-nucleotide messenger RNA. The record is from the annotation of a GenBank genome assembly. Lineage: Eukaryota; Dinophyceae; Suessiales; Symbiodiniaceae.